AUGAAGAAAUAUCAUAGAUUGCUAAAUAUUGAAGUUGAGUUUUUAAACAAUUUAAUCUACAGAGGUAAUAACCAGUUUAAGAAUAACUUAAGACAUAGAAAGAUGAUUUUAUUAAGUAGACUAAUUAAGAAAUCUAAUUAUUCUAAGAUUGUAAACACCUGUGAAGAUAUUUAUAUAAUUUGUAGUAGUGAAGCAGUAUUAGGUCACUUUUUAGAUAUUAAUUUUACAGUAAUGGCUUUAGUUGCAAGAAUAAGAUAUUUAAUUAUAAAAUUAUUUUAA
This is a messenger RNA of Hepatospora eriocheir, 279 nucleotides long. Lineage: Eukaryota; Fungi; Microsporidia; Hepatosporidae. The record is from the annotation of a GenBank genome assembly.